Messenger RNA from Mercenaria mercenaria, 3345 nucleotides. RefSeq lists its product as uncharacterized. The transcript has a single exon. The record is from RefSeq and is a predicted model, not a curated record. Gene Ontology annotation, biological process: positive regulation of DNA-templated transcription. The coding region runs from base 643 to 2454 and encodes 603 amino acids. Lineage: Eukaryota; Metazoa; Mollusca; Bivalvia; Venerida; Veneridae. Gene Ontology annotation, molecular function: ubiquitin-protein transferase activity. Gene Ontology annotation, cellular component: nucleoplasm; chromatin.
UCCUUUAGACAGUAAAACGCUACACUAAUUGUUAUAGAGAAAGUAUUUUAUAUAUAUAUUUUUUUGAUGUACAGUAUUGGUAAAACCACAGUGAUAUAAGAAAUCCAAUGAAUAUAUAGUAAGGAUAUUGUUUAAACUGAGAUACCGAGCUUGUUUGGAGACUGUUACAGAAAUAAUUUCCGUGGACUAGUGGAUAAGGAUUUAAAGCGAUUUCUUUCCGCGUAGAUCAUUGGAUAGAAUUUCAAUCCGUGUGUUUGCGAGCUGUGAUUUCUCGAAAUUGAAGGGACAAAUAUUGUCUAUAUUGUUAUAUCCGUGAUCACUGAAGGGUAGAAUACGCUAUUUCGCAAUACUUUAAGUUUGAUUGAAGGCGUCAGUUGUGUUUGUUUAAAAGCUCGGUAAAUGGGCGCUUAUAUAUGAUACACAAGAGGAUAACUGGAUGAAAUUACACUGUCUUUCAAUUCCUUCCCAACCAAAGGACACAUGUAAUUAAGAAAACUUGAGCACAAGAAGUGAUUAAUGGAAAAUAUUUCAAAAUGAUCAUGCGGCAAAGACAUUGAAUGCAAAGUUAUGCAUUUUUGUUUGUAUUUGUAACAAAUAAAGGACAUCCUGUUGGUAAAGGUAUUUCGCGUAACAACAUGUAAAAUGGCUGUUCAACGACAGUCAUUUGUAGAGCACGUGACUUGCCCGAUUUGUUUGGAUUUACUUUAUAAUCCGCGUGCAUUGCCAUGUAUGCAUACAUUCUGUGCAGAAUGCCUAAACUCCUAUAUCACAAGUGAUUUUAAAACUGGUGAUGAUCAAGGCUUUGAAUGCCCGGUCUGCAAAAACUUCACCAAGCCGCCAGGAAAAGGAAUACAUCCACGUUUAUGGGCAUACAAUUUUCCAGUUAAUUUUGCACUUAAUGGACUUGUGGAUGAGAUAAAAACAAGACAAAAAAGAAACUCCGGCACCAAAAACGACGGUAAUGAAACGAAAGGUGCUAGGUGCACAAGCCAUUCGAAUAGAGUUAUUGAGUUUGAAUGCAUAGAUCACAGCGACUCAUUUUGCAGUGUAUGCGCAGCACUCUUCCAUAGAAACUGCAAGCAAGUGAAUUUUCUGGAAUAUAAAGGAAUCCAAAUGACUAAGCUAGCUCCGAAAGACCGAAAUCCCAAUGAAAGCUCACUUGGUGUUAGUAAGAAGCACAAACGCGUUAUUAGGAUUAGUAAAAGUUUUGAUGAUGAAGAAACCAUUCCAAAAUCAGUUGAUCCUCAAGUGCUGAUGAACGAUUUCGAUAGAGCGCGUUCGAUUGAUGAAAUUCGGAACGAAGAUGAAACUUUACCUAAAGUUAUUCAAGAAAUACAUGAACAGUCAAUAGCAAAUACCCGAACUGUGUUGUCUAGGUUAUGUGUUAAAACUCCGGAAGACCAUGAACACCAAAAUGCUGUUCUGAAAAAGACUACUAUUCCCCCAAAACAACUUGCUCUUUCAAGUCAAGAAAUACACACACAAACGGAUGCUAUACUUCCCUAUGUUGAGAAUAACGUGGAAGAAUCACCAAACCCAGCAAUAAGCAAUUUGAACGACAUCUUAGAAGAAGACGAAGACAUAAUUUCUGUCGUCAUAGAUAAGGACGUCUCCAAGUCACACGUUAACGUAAUAAACGAAUUCUAUAUACGUGCUCAAUGUGAUCAAAAAUGUUGUUCUGUGACAGGACUUUGCGCUCUAACAGAUGGAAAACUGCUUCUAGCUGACAAUUCUAACGGAAACGUCAAAUUGUUUGACAGUAACGGAGUAUGUAAAGCUUACGUUAAGCUCGAGUCAGAGCCUUGGGAUGUUACAGCCAUCGAGCAAUAUGAAGCAGCCGUCAGCUGUCCUACAUCCGCGUGUAUACAUAUCUUGCUCAUUUGUGAUACCAUGACCAUAACUAGAACAAUAAACCUAAACAAAAGAUGCUAUGGGAUUACUUACCACAACGGUGAGAUAUACAUCGCAAUGGAGAACGAAAUACGUAUUAUUACCUACGAAGGAAAAUUAGUACAGAAAAUUGGUUCCGAGUCCAUAAGAAAGAAACUUUUUACAUUACCGUUUUCAACUCCAAAAGCUGUGUUCAGGUCUGCAAAGUACAUAAGCUUAAAUACUGAUCAACAAAGUGUAGUCAUUUUGGUUUCCGAUUCCUCAAAAGUUUGCGUUACAUCUAUGAAGAGACAGGGCCAAGUUUUAUCUCUACUUAGAUUUGCCGAGGAGGACGGUGUACCAUUUGGAGUAUCUGCUGGUAGAGGGGGCGAAUUCUGGGUUUGCCAAGAUCCGAACAAACUAAUUGCCAUAAAUUCGGAUGAACAUGGAAAUCGUAUAAAAACUGUUCUUGAACUGGACGCCAUACAAGCUGUACACUUUAAUAAGCUUUCAAAGCUAGUUUGGGUUUCACGUAGAUCACAUAAUUUCAUCACAGUUUACAAAGUUCAAAAAGAUUCUUUAUAACGAUUUCUUACUAGAGCAUGAAAGCUGUGCAUUAGUCACAUUAAUUUAAUCUUUUUUUAAUCUUUUUACAAAACAGAUACAUUUGUAUGAACUGAUGAAAAGGUACCAUGUGAAAGAAUUACUUUAUUAGGCCAUUUUAACCUUUACCCUGCUAAAUUUCUAAAAUGGAUUGGUCCAUCAUUCAAAUUGGGUAAUACCAUUUAUUAUUCGAAGGGAUGUUCACUGAAUUAUUACUGACUGAAUAGCGGACAGUGCAGACCAUGAUCAGCCUGCACUGGUCUGCAUUGGUCGCAAGCUCAAAACCAAUUGCCGCCAGCAGGCUAAAGGUUCAGAGAAAUUAUUUUACUUUCAUUGUAGGUUUCAGGUAUUACAAAGUGUACCUUUUAUAGAUUUAGCCUAGAUUUGACUGUAGUUAACCUUUUUGAUACACGACUUUGAUUUACAUUAAUGCAUCGUUUAAUUGUUUUAAUUAUGAUUGGAUGAAUACUUUUAUUUUAUUGUCAUAAAUCUAUAAAUUGUGACUCAUGUUUGUGUUGCUGUACAAAGUUUCUAAGUAACUAAUUAUUUAGAUAUGUUAUCUGCUUUUUGUGUGUCCUAACCCCCCCCCCCCCCCCCCCGAGAUAAAUAAAUAACUAUUUUGUAGGGGCCUUUAGAUUCCCCUUUGUCCGUCCAUCUGUCCAGAUGUCCGUCAGUUCGUACGAUGAAUUUUGUCGUUGACAAUAUAAAACUAAAGUAAAGUUGAAAUAUUUUCGUGAAAUAUUGGAGACUUGUGUCAGAAGGGUCCAUUUUAAGCAUUUAUUAUACUGCAAUUCAAUUUAACGCGGGCACGCAAAUGUCAUUGAAAGGUCAUUUCAAAUUUUACCAUUAUUUCCAUUUUACCAAAAAAAUAAA